GGUUAUAUAAUAAGAAUGAUCAAGUACACAUGUUUUCGUAACUGGAAACUUCUUUUUAAUGGAGAGGUUUUGGAUUCAAAAGAGAAAUCUUGUUUCAUUUCUUCUUGUUUUGUUUCUCUUUAUCUCCAACGGUUUUGUUUUUAGUCAAAACGAUGUCGUUAACGAAGACUCCGUGUCCGAGCAAGAACGUGUUAGGGUUAGGGUUGGUUUAGUUUUGGAUUUGGGUUCCGUGGAAGGCAAGAUAGUGGGAAGCUCUGUUUCCAUGGCCCUUUCCGAUUUCUACGCCGUCAACAGUGAUUACAAAACAAGAGUCUCUCUCUCAGUUAGAAACUCUCAAGGAAAGCCUCUCCUUGCUCUAGCGUCUGCUGUUGAUCUGCUGCAAACUGUAGGAGUGGAGGCGGUUAUCAGUGGGGAUUCGUUGCAGGAAACAAAGCUUUUGGCUGAGAUUGGGGAGCAAGCUAGGGUUCCUGUGAUAUCACUUAACUCUCCGACUUCAUUGUCAUUGAGAAAAUACAGCCAUCUGAUCCAAGCGACACAUGAUUCUUUCUCCGAAGCAAAGGGCAUCACAGCAUUCAUCCACGGGUUUGAUUGGAAGAGUGUUGUCCUUGUUUAUGAAGAUGAAGAUGACUGGAGAGAGAGUAUGCAACUCCUGGUGGAUCAUUUCCAUGAGAAUGGAGUUCAUAUACAGUCCAAGGUUGCUGUAUCUCCAAAUGAUGAUUGUAUGAUGGAUCGGUUAAGGAAGCUGAAGGAUUUGGGAGCGAGUAUCUUUGUGGUGCACUUGUCUGAGCUUGUAGCAACUUAUCUCUUCCCAUGUGCUGGGAAGUUAGGGAUGAUGGGUGAAGGGAAUGCUUGGAUACUAACUGUUAAAAGCAUGAACAGCUUUCAUGAGAGAAGUGGCGACGGUUUUUCAAAAGAAGCAAUGGAAGGUGUGGUUGGUUUCAGGUCAUACAUUCCAAUGUCAAAAGAGCUUCAAAAUUUCACUUCAAGAUGGAGAAAAUCACUUCCUGUUGAAGAAGAAGCUGUUGGGUCUGAGAUACUUGGGUUGAGCAUCUCCGGCAUAUGGGCUCAUGAUGUAGCAUGGGCACUGGCGAGAGCAUCUGAAGUUGCUAGGAUCCCAAAUGUGUCAUCAACUCUCCUGGAGGCAAUCACACAAUGUAGGUGUAAGGGUUUGAGUGGUGACUUCCAUACCAAGGAUAAGAAUUUCUUGUCAGACAAGUUUGAGAUUGUGAACUUGAUAGGAUUAGGUGAGAGAAGGGUAGGAUUCUGGAAUUCUAAUGGUAGCUUCAGCAACACAAGAGAGUUGUCAUCUUGUACUCAUAACAAGCUAGAGACCAUAUUUUGGCCGGGUGGGACUAUUCAAAGUCCGCAAGGGCGCAAAAGAAAAACACUGAGAGUUCUGGUCACAUCCAGUAACAGGUUCCCAAGACUGGUGAAGGUGGAGACUGAUCCACUAACAAAUCAAGUAACUGCUGAAGGGUUUUGUGUAGAUGUCUUCCGAGCUUCCAUUAGCCCUUUCAACUAUGAAGUGGAAUUCACACUUUGGCGCAAUGGUAGCAACUACGACGAUCUUGCAUAUGCACUUAGUAGCCAGAAAGACAAAUAUGAUGCAGCCGUUGGAGAUAUUACAAUCACUUAUAAUAGAUCAAGUUAUGUUGAUUUUACGAUGCCAUUCACAGAAAUGGGUGUUGGCAUUAUAACAUCAAGAGAGAGAAGUGCGUGGGUGUUCUUAAAACCUCUAACACCAGAGCUUUGGUUAACAACGGCAGCUUUCUUUGUCUUAACGGGCAUUAUAGUUUGGUUGAUAGAAAAACCUGAGAACACGGAGUUCCAAGGAACUUGGUCAAAACAGAUUGGAGUUAUCUUUUGGUUUGGCUUCUCUACCCUUGUUUAUGCGCACAGGGAGAAGUUAAAACACAACUUAUCAAGAUUUGUAGUUAUAGUUUGGGUAUUUGCAGUACUCAUAUUGACUACGAGUUAUACUGCAACCUUGACAUCAAUGAUGACGGUGCAACAGAUGAGGUUCAACUCCAACAAAAACCACGUAGGUCGACUUUUGGGAUCACGUAUCGCAAUGGCGGCCUUCGCCAGUUCCGGCCUCCAAGUACUGAGUAUGAAGGGUCUCAAUAGUUCUAAAGAAUAUGCUAACCUCUUGUUAAACAAAACUGCCACACUUGUUGUCGAUGAGUUGCCAUACCUCAAAGUCCUCAUUGGAGAGAAUCCUGAGAAGUUUUUUUUGGUCAAGACACAAUGUAUCACCAACGGUUUCGGCUUUAUGUUUCAAAAGGGUGACGAAUUGGUUCCUAAGGUGUCCAGAGAAAUCUCGAAUCUGAGGACAAAUGGGAAGCUAAACGAGCUGGCGAACGGAUGGCUCGAGAUUCAACUUCCAUACACAACAGAUGAUACAUCAAACCCUAUAACCCUUGACAGGUUCCGCGGUGUGUUUAUGAUCACUGGAGUUUCUUCAGCUUUUGCUCUUGGAGUACUUCUCAUUCACUGGCUCCGAGAUAGAUGGGAAUAUGUUGUGAAUUUGGUCAACAUAUUCCUCUUGCAACGACUUGUACAUCUGAGGAACCUCUUCGCAAAACUUAUCUAUCUGAUCAGUCCCCUCGCUGACCCUAUUGACGAGGAUACGUUUCAAAUAGCUCAACGUAACAUACAAUAGCAACUGGUUCACACAUAGCAAAAGGUCCAUUAUAUCAUUCGUAGCAUCCUUAAUACAACAUGAAGUGGAUGCUCAUGUUUUUUUUUUUUGAAAAAAAAAAUGGAUGUUCAUGUUCUUGUGCAUGAGUUUAUAGCUUAGGUAUAAAUUAUAAUGAAUGUUUAGAGCAAUCCGUGUUUGUAGAUUAUAGAUGUAAUUGUUGUAAUAUAUUUACCUAUCUUAAUGUAAAAUACAAAUUAUAGUUUGUAAUCAGAUUAUCUACUUCACUUUCUAAGCUUAAGAAAAAAAAAAAAAGAAACACAUAUUAAAAUGAUAUUUUUGUUUUGUAUAAAUUAAAUUUAAUGAGAAUAUACAGUUAACAAUAUAUUUCCCCAUUCUGAUUAAGAUGUGGCUAGUGUUUUCCAGAUUGUUAAUAUUGGGUUUUCUUUUGGGUUGGGCUAACAAAAUUAAUGGUCUACAUAACCAUCUUCUGAAGAGAGAAAAAUAGAGAACAAACAAUUGAACAAACCCUAUUCUCCAGUUCCCUCCUCUUUCUCUUCUCCAAUAACUCCUCUCGUCUCCUCCGUUAACUUACUCCAUUAACCUGCUACAGUUUUCUAUCUUGUGCUACUCCAUAAUUCCUUGUUCUAGGGCCGGUUCUGAGCAUAUGCAAGUAAAACAUUAGUCUAUAAUCCUCAAAAUUUAAAUAUAAUUUACAUGAACAUAAGUUUCCAAAUUUCUAAAACAAAAAGGUUUAUUAUAAAUACUAUUACUAAAUUGUUUAUACUCUUCAAAUUUUCAGAACAGUCUAUGCCUUGUCCCAUCUAUUUUGGUCGGUAAAAAAGAAAAAA
Brassica napus (rape) is the source of this 3489-nucleotide messenger RNA. Its product is annotated as glutamate receptor 1.3-like. NCBI's taxonomy places the organism in Eukaryota, Viridiplantae, Streptophyta, Magnoliopsida, Brassicales, Brassicaceae. The transcript is spliced from 5 exons. The record is from RefSeq and is a predicted model, not a curated record. Gene Ontology annotation, cellular component: plasma membrane. Gene Ontology annotation, molecular function: glutamate-gated receptor activity. Bases 59 to 2662 code for a protein of 867 amino acids.